UUAGGUGAUAUCGUGAUUUUAUGUGACUCGCGCUACCGAUAUGGUCGCUCCUCGCGAAGCGUCGUCUGUGUCGUGCGUCUCGUAUCGCGUCGAUCGUUUGGAUUUUGACGACGUUGGAAUUUCAAACGCGAAUUUUCGUAGAUUUGCGGCGUGAAAUUUAUCGUACAUCGCGUAGUGCAACGUGUCCUUUGAAAUUCGGUUCGUCGUGUUCCUGCUCAGAGACGCUCAAGUACGAUCGAUGCGUGCAUCUUCGUCUAAUCAAUUGCAACGUGUUUUUGACAUAUCACUCGACAAGUUCGUGAUCUCUAAAAAUUGGUGAUAAUUCCUGAGGAAUCGGCUGUCCUUUUUGAAAGUUGAUUGUGCCAAUAUAAUCUAUACAUUGUGAGAAAUAAGUGAAGUUUUUGUCAAACUGAAAACUUGAAUCGAGAGUUUAAACACGUUUCGAUAUUACAGAUUACAUGUUUUAUCCAUAUAAUAUUCAUGUAAAAUGUAAUUCGAGUAUAUACACAAGUCGAUGUAACAACGUGAUGAUUUAAAUAUCUGAAAAUCUGACAGUUAAACACGAAAAUAUACUUAAAAAAUUUAAAAAUUAAAAGAUUUAAAAACUUGCAGGACAUUGAAAUAAUAAUUGAAAAUCUAACUAUAGGAAGGGGGAAUAAUAAAAAGUUAAAAGAGAGAGCGAUUAUCCAUAAGCAGCACUAAACUUAUCAAGAUUAAAAAGUUGAAAUUUAAUAAAAAUAUUUACCAAUUUUGGUAACUAAAGAGAGGCAGAGAGAAAGAGUGUCUACAAUUCUGAUAAGUUAAAAACUUGACAGUGUUCCAUAAUGCAAAACUGAGACGUUGAAAAAAUUUCAUAGUAGCUGCAGCUAUCCUACCUUCAAACUCAAUCUGAUCAUUUAUAGAGAUCUCUAGAGCAUUCCAAGGUUGUGAAAUGAUAAUCAGCAAAUUACUCUAAAAAUCAAGGAUCAAAAGAUAAUUUAAGAAUUAAAUAAGUUUCUUCAAUUUCUUGAAAUUUAUAAAUUUACUCUGAAAAUCCAUUCGCGUUUGGUAGAGCGUUUAAUCAAAAGUGGAAGCAUUUUGAUGAUUCAUCAUCAAUAUGUUCUCAUAGAAGGAGUUUGCAAGCGAAAGUAAACGGAGAGAAGACUACAGGCACACAAUCGAGAGUGAAACGUGUUUGAUCUGCGAGAGUAGGUAUAUCCAUUUGUGAACGAGACAACGAAUCGACUGGUCCAUAUUCAAUAUCCUAUAGACGGCUACUUUUUUCUCCCCUCCGUUAACAUUGCAUUGGCGGACAGGUGACACUUGCUUAUCUAAGUUUUUGAUGCAUAGACUGAACUGUUAGUAGAUCAAGCGAUCACGUCGAUCUCUCUAAAAGACAGAUAGGGUGAUCCGGGAUAGGACUGAUCGCUGAAGAAGCGAUAAAACAUGUCGAGGUUGCUGAAAGGAGAGCCGACGGGCGGUUGUGUGAUUGGCUCGUGCGCAGAUCGAGGAUCGUAUUAGCCCAACUGGCAGUGACGCAUGUCGUAAGCCACGUGAGAGCAACCGAGGAACGACACGCUGGACGUCACGCAGGAUCGGAACUCACGAAGAGAGAGUGACAGCGAGGGAAAUAGAAAUUGAUAAACAGAUAGAGAAAGAAAGGGAAAAGAGAUAGCUGCGGUAAAAGCUUUUUUGAGAGAGAGAGAGAGAGAGAGAGAGAGAGAGAGAGAGAGAGAGAGGCCUGGUGACGAGCUUCUUAUUACCCACCGGAAGUCAUAUGCCCAUACACGCGCGUAAAACGGUUCGACAUAACAGUUGAAAAAUAAAUUAAGCAUAAAAUACAAGUUUUAAUGCUCCAGAAAACCGAUAUCAUACUGAAGAGCGACUAAUUAUUUAACAACGUGUCUGAUAGAAAAGAAUAGCUUUGAUAACAUGCGAUGUAUAUGAAAUUGGAUAAAAACGAAUCGACGAUGAAGGUAGGGGUCAAUUCGGUGGAAUCAUUCAUGAAUCAUGACCAGAUUUUACACGGAUGUUACGCGGAUGACACCUAUCGCGAAGCGUACAGCUUGUGAAGAAAUCGAAAUGGUAGAGUUGUGUGGUAGCGGCCAAACUUCUUCGGCCAUGGGAGUAAUGGGUAUCAGUUCAAUGGUGACCGCGGCGACGUCGUCAUCCUCUUCGUCGACUACCACGACUACAGGUGCCUCAUCCUCAGCGUCAGGACGUGCGGGCAUUCUCGAAACUCAAGUGCGCGGUCAGUGGUAUCGCGUAUUCGUUUCUUUGGAAGACGAUUAUCUCAGUAUUUCGCUCGAUGAGAGUUGUGAGACCGGUAACAACGCCCUGAACAAUGGUAACAUCAACAAUAACAAUGUAGACAGUUUGAACGAUCCGGAUGUGCCCGAUUCGGUAGCCAAUCAAAAGCGCAUUGUCCGUGUGGUCAAAAGUGACAACAAUGGCUUAGGAAUUUCGAUAAAGGGCGGCAAAGAGAACAAAAUGCCAAUUCUCAUCUCGAAGAUCUUUAAAGGCAUGGCAGCGGACGCUACUGAGCAACUUUACGUUGGCGAUGCUAUUUUGGCGGUAAAUGGCGAAGAUCUACGAGAAGCCACACACGAUGAGGCGGUAAAGGCGUUGAAGAGAGCCGGCAAGAUCGUCGAAUUAGAAGGUAGGAGGCUGUUAUUUGCUCUUAAUAUCUAUAUUUUAAUCAAAGUAGAAUGUACGUAA
Molecule: messenger RNA, 2697 nt
Organism: Trachymyrmex cornetzi
Lineage: Eukaryota; Metazoa; Arthropoda; Insecta; Hymenoptera; Formicidae
Product: beta-1-syntrophin
Exons: 3
Coding region: 1990-2697 (235 amino acids)
Cellular component (GO): intracellular anatomical structure; dystrophin-associated glycoprotein complex
Molecular function (GO): protein binding; structural molecule activity
Source: RefSeq, a predicted model, not a curated record